AUGGGCCACCACAAGAGCUCGAGCUCCAAGGGCCACGGCGGCUCCCAUGGAAAGUCCCACGGCAGCAGUUCUGGCGGCAAGAAGCAGUACAUCGAGUACCAGGUCUGGUACUGUGACUACUGUGAACAGGGACCAUACAAUCCUCACAUUGAUGCAUUCUGUACCAACCCCAACUGCGGACACCAGCGCUGCCGCAGAUGUCCGGUCACGACAGUCACCCAGCGUGUUGAUCACUGA
This is a messenger RNA of Colletotrichum paranaense, 237 nucleotides long. RefSeq lists its product as uncharacterized. The transcript has 2 exons. The record is from RefSeq and is a predicted model, not a curated record. NCBI's taxonomy places the organism in Eukaryota, Fungi, Ascomycota, Sordariomycetes, Glomerellales, Glomerellaceae. Bases 1 to 237 code for a protein of 78 amino acids.